AGAAAGUCUAAGGUUAUAUCCCCGAUUCAGUCCCUCAACUUUCAUUUUUGAACUAAAACUACCCUCAAACUUCAAAAAGUACUAAAAGUCUCCUUAAACUUCAAUUUUUGGGACCAAUUUCGUCCUUCCGUCGACGGAAAUAACAGAUUGCACGUUAAGUUGCCACAAAAUCAAUUCUUGUUUGAAAUCUUUAAUUACGUGGAAAAUAACUAGUCCACGUCAUCCCUCAUUACUCCGAUCAUCCUUCAUUACUCCGGUCAUCCCUCCGGUCAUCCCUCAUUGCUCCGAUCAUCUAUUACCACUCCAAUCACCAUCUACUUCUUCCCCAAACCUCCUCCCUAAUAGAACUCAAUAAAUUUGAUUCAAAAAAUCAAUUCCUCUACAAAUGUAUAUCAGAUCUGCAAAGAAAAAUGGAAAAAACACUACAUUCCUUCAAUCAACAUCAACAGUAACUAGAUCUGGAAAUUCAAGCAAUCAGAAACCACACAAAACUCUAAAUCCCAUUCAAGCAUGACUGUAAGCCAACAAAGAAACAGAACAAAAAAACCCAGGCGGGUUCGACUCAAACCCAGGCGCUGGGUUCGGAACCUAGCGCCUGGGUUCGAGGAACGUUCGAACCCAGGCGUGCUGGGUUCGAACGAACCCAAGCGUGCUGGUUCGAAUGAACCUAGGCGUCCUGGGUUCCCUCGAACCCAAGCGUCUUGGGUUCCAUCGAACCCAGGGCCUGGGUUCGAGGAACCCGCGCCUGGGUUCCAUGGAACCCAGGCGUGCUGGGUUUGAGGAACCCAGGCGUUGGUGCUGGGUUCCUUCGAACCCAGUAGGGGAGGGGAAGGAGAAAAGGAAAGAGAAGGAGAAAAAGAAAGGAAAGGAAAGAAAAAAAAAUUAUUUAU
This is a messenger RNA of Rubroshorea leprosula, 890 nucleotides long. NCBI's taxonomy places the organism in Eukaryota, Viridiplantae, Streptophyta, Magnoliopsida, Malvales, Dipterocarpaceae. The record is from the annotation of a GenBank genome assembly.